AUGACCCGUCGGUGGCCACCAUCCCCUUGCGUCGAGGAUGAAGAUGUGGCACUGGCCAAGGAGCAUGGACCUGGUAGCCAGCUGCGUGACUUGAAGAGCGAGGACCAACCGGCGUCCAGUCGCGGGUCGGUGGAUCAGUUUCCUAUAAUCAUUGACACUCAGGAACCGAGCACCACGCCCACGGAUGGACAGACAGCCGGAACUUGCCUCAAUCCGGUGCCUGGCAAUGUUUCCUCAACAGAGGGUGGAACGGAUCCUUCUUCAUCAGCCACAAAUCAUGAAAAGAGAUUCGUCUACCUUCCCUCUCAAGAUUCGGAGACGGAGUCAGCGCACCGGCCCGAGCCUAUCCCGCGAUCCAAAUCUGCCACCCGGCUUGCGGAGCACGAGGCCCGCAAAGCAAGACCCCAAAUUCCAAGGUUACAGACAGAUCUUGGUAUAGGGCACGAGGGGAUGGUCACAGGUCAUGGCCGUGCACCUUCUCCUUAUGCCUACAGACCAUCCGCGCCGACGAAUACGCUGUCUGCGGGAGCUCAAAACGGCAAUACUCUGUUGUCGCCGAUGGAUGCAAAUGGGCCAAAACGGCACUUGUCGGCACGUCCAAGUUCUCGAGUUGCACGUCAUGAAGACUUGGACUCUGACCACAGCUUGAGAUCGAGAAGGAAAUCCCACCGCAGCCGGAGCAGGCACGAGGCAUAUAAUCCCUCCAACUCAGACCGUUCCGACUCUGAGCGACUCAAAUCAUCAGCAACAUCAGAGAAGCUCCAGCGCUCACCGAGUACGUACAGCCGUCGAGGACAUCGGCAUCACAGCCCUGCAGCGUCCCUGGGAGGCUCCGCCGCGUACAGCUAUACAGCAGAACACAUCACCCCACCCCAGACACCCAAGCUGGGGACAGAAAGGCCUUCUGUAGUGGACCAUUCGCUUGCCGCUGGCACCACUCACGGUCGGUUUGACGGCAGAAGGAUUGUCGCUGAUUCUCCUUGCACUUCGUCAGCUGAGGAAGCACACAUACGGCGUCAUAGAUCGGAUGACGAGAGGCGAGCGACGCGCAGAGGUCGGUCGCGACGAGGUUCUAGAUCACACGCUGGAGAUGAAGCCAAGUCCCAGUCAAUCAGAGGCGUGUCUACACGCCGAGACCGAGCGAUUACGUAUGACUCGACCGACGAGUCGCAAAGCUCGGAGUCUCACAGGAGGCGACAGCGUCGCACACCUAGGGGUCUCGAUGCCAUGGAAGACUAUUUCGCAAAAGCAUUCGUCGCAAACCAGCACAAGCAAGCUAAGCAUGGCGAGACUCAGUCACGAGCAGUCUCUCCAUUGACAUCACCGCCGCAAAGUCCCCCGAGGACGCCACGCAGCGAACGCUCCUCCAAAAAUUAUUUUGAGCUACCUCCAACCUCCUCUGUGAAGCACUCCCGACAACGAUCCCGUCCUCCUUCGUGGGAUGAUAGCCACUUCAAAGACAUCAAACCACUGACAUCAUUGCUCGGUGCAGCAACUUUGGGUGCUUCUCUUGCGGCGAAGGCCAAUCCGGCCUUAUCGAGAUCGUCCACAUCGCACUCCAGCGAAACCCCACGCAGUAGCUCUCAAAGUCGUCCUGGAAGUGGCCAGCGGUCAAGGAAACCUUCACCAGUGUCUGAGGAGCCACCUUCAGUAUCUCACAGCAUCACAAGAACAAAUUCAACCGCAAUUAGAGACGAACCGAGGGCGACACGUACUACAUAUACUGUCCAUGAGAGUCGUGCGAUUCCAAUAGCCGCGACGUAUUCACCGACGACGGGCCUUGAGCCUCCUCGGUCCGGCUUACGAGCGGCUUCCUACUCACAUUCACAGACCUCUGAUCAUGCCAGACCGCCUGUCCUAUAUAGGGCACAUUCAAGCACGUCCAGUCCAUCAAGCCAGAUGCAUCAAUCACCUGUUCAUUUCUUGGCUACCCAGACGGUGGCAUCGGCCCCAGUAACACCGGAGCCUGCUUCAUUCCUCCCGCCGUCAUCGAGGCCUACUGCUCCUCCUGCGUGCCCCCGUUCACGACCGGUCGCUGGGCUACAAGACUGGUACACGAUCCGUGACUUGCCUUAUCUCGAUUUCUGCCCGACGUGCAUGGGUUUUCUUGGUGCGACUCGAUUUCGGGAUCACUUCAUCCCCAGUCGGCCCAAGGAUCCAAGACAGCCCGUUGCUUGUGCCAUGAGUCUUCCAUGGAUCCGGGUUGCAUGGUUGCAAUCGAUUAAGCAAGAUAGAAAAGAUCUUACCCUUGUCUGGCAGAUCAGCACUCCGCCUCCACCAGAAACACGGCCUUGCUCUGGUCACAGACCGGAUAUAAGGCGAUGGUAUCAUCUGACUGACCCAAGGACUGGGAGGCCGGUGGAGAAUUUUGAUAUAUGCUCGGCUUGUGUUAGGAAUUUGGAUCUGAUCUUCCCCGCGCUCCAAUCCCAUCUGUUCGAUCGACCGCCUAGCAAGCCUAGUCAGGAGAAAGUGUGCAGCAUGAAUACCAGUAGCCGACAUUUCUCGCCUAUCAUAUCGGAACUGGAAAGGCUCGCGGAGCGGCGGGAGAAAGAACAGCUCAGACAAAGAGAUAUCCUGGAUUUUGUGGACUUCAUUCGCCGAAUCUCUCGCCAUCGGGAAUGUGCCAAAAGCACAAUGUUGGCUACAACAUCCUGGCAUUACAUCAGUGAUCUUCCAGAGCUGACCAUAUGCGAAGAAUGCUUCGAAGAAGUCGUGUGGCCUUUAAGAGACCGACCGAUCGCGAGAGACGUGUCCAAGACUUUAAAGCUCGUCCCUCCCUUGAGGCGAAAUAACCUCGUGCCGGGGAUCAGUUGCCAACUUUACAGCGAUCGGAUGAGAAGGAUCUUCUAUGAGGCCGUCAGCAAGAACAAUUUUGAGAUAUUGAGGACCGCGGCGAAACAGAGGUACAGCAUGGAACACCGGCUGCAGGAAAUGCAAAAAUUGUACGAAAUGGACCAAAGGGCUGGGAUUGACAGGCGGGCGGAAAUCGAAAAGAACAAUGCGAUUUGGAAAUCCAUCGAAUGA
Messenger RNA from Exophiala dermatitidis NIH/UT8656, 3024 nucleotides. RefSeq lists its product as uncharacterized. The transcript has a single exon. NCBI's taxonomy places the organism in Eukaryota, Fungi, Ascomycota, Eurotiomycetes, Chaetothyriales, Herpotrichiellaceae. The coding region runs from base 1 to 3024 and encodes 1007 amino acids. The record is from RefSeq and is a predicted model, not a curated record.